ACGUGUCUACGUUAUUAUGAACAUGAAUUCAUAGAAUUGGCUCGUCAGUCUCCUGCAGUCGUGGUCUGUCGCUGCUCGCCAACACAGAAGACCCAAAUCGUCCGACUAGUGCGACAUCAUACCGGGGCUCGGGUGGCUGCAAUCGGUGACGGAGGGAACGAUGUGGGCAUGAUCCAGGCGGCCGAUGUUGGUUUCGGUCUCGUUGGCAAAGAGGGUCGACAGGCCAGUUUGGCCUCGGACUUUAGUCUGUAUCAAUUCCGUCAUGUAGCUCGAUUGCUGCUGGUACAUGGUCGAAAUUGUUACAAAAAUACGGCCGUCUUGGCCCUGUUCGUCAUUCAUCGAGGUUCCAUCAUCAGUGUGAUGCAAGCCGUGUUCUCUGCCGUGUUCUACUUCGUCUCGGUCUCACUGUUUCCCGGUUUUCUCCUUGUCGGCUAUUGUACCGUGUUCACCAUGUUUCCCGUGUUCUCGCUUGUCCUGGACAAGGAUGUCCCCGACCGAAUCGCAAUCACCUAUCCGGAGUUGUACAAGACCUUACAGAAAGGGCGUGAGAUCACCUUCAAGACGUUUUUCGUGUGGUUACUGAUCAGUAUCUAUCAAGGUGGUGUGAUUAUGUACGGAGCACUGUUGCUAUUCGAGGACGAGUUCAUCCACGUCGUAUCGAUCACAUUCACCGCUCUUCUCCUAACCGAGCUGCUUAUGGUCGCGAUCACCAUUCGCACUUGGCAUUUGCUCAUGAUUUUGGCCGAAGUGAUCAGUUUGGCAAUCUACGCGCUCACACUGGUCAUUAUGACGGAGUAUUUUGGUCAGUUGCCCACACUUCAUAUCCCAAAAUCAGUAUCUACCGCUGUUCGCAUAUGGAUUUUUUCACAUUCAUUAUCGAAUCACAUUGACCCGAACUUCUUGCGUACGGUUGGAUUCGUCUGGAAGGUGCUGGCAAUCACGGGAAUCAGUUGCAUUCCGAUCAUCAUUCUGAAGUUUAUUCAUUACAAAUUCCGUCCUUCUAUCUAUUCCAAACUUCAAUCUCAAUGA
This is a messenger RNA of Echinostoma caproni, 1029 nucleotides long. The record is from the annotation of a GenBank genome assembly. Lineage: Eukaryota; Metazoa; Platyhelminthes; Trematoda; Plagiorchiida; Echinostomatidae.